CAUACAAAGACAUAAGACAGAAGAGAAGAAAAAAGGAUGGGGUGGGUAUGAGUGGAUAUGAAUGGUAUGAUUUUUUUCCCCAAGAUGCAGAGAAAAAACACACGCAGACACAUCUAGAAAGAAAUUAUUCAUCAUUUUGUGUCUCUUUUAAUAUGGGUGUUUUCUCCCUGUGAAGGAUGGCUGGGGGACCCAAAGCCCAUUGUUGUACUAUGUAAAAGUAUAAAGUGAAAUGAAAAACUGUGACUGAUUAUCAUUCAUUAUCAUUUGUCAAGGGCCAGCCACAAAAUGAUGAACCCUCUGAAAUUGGUUGUUAUAAAUAGAAAGGAAAACACACUCAUGUAGUUCAUCUGUGUUCUUGUUGCCCUUUUCAGAUUAAUGAGUAGAUGGUUUAAAGUUGAUGUACAGUCACAGCUGUGACCACAAAAGUACAGACGUAGCUGGUUGGUAGAGGGAGUUCCUACAUUCCUGAUGUCAACUGUGUGCCUGAUGAUAAUUUUUCAAAGCUGUAGACUGAGAUGUGCAGAGAGCUCUGUGUAGCAACAUGCAAAAGGGAUAGAGAUGGUAGAGGAAUUAUUUAAACAAGCUCCUUCAAAUUAGCACAAAAAUACUUAUUUAAGAAAACAAGUAUAAAAUAUUAUUAUAAUUAUAAUAUUAUUAAAAUAUUAUUUCAUGUGCUUCAGUUAAGUUCAGUUAACUAACCUUCUUCCUUGUCUCACUGGCAAUUCCUAGCUCCUGUGCCAGAAAAUUCAGGACAUGCCCCACAUGUAUCUAACAUUCUAGUUUUGGGGUUUUGACACCCUGGGUAAGUGUUGUGCACCUUCUGGGCCACUAGAGAGCAGGGCAACACUGUUCAAGGUUAUGAUUGGUUUGGUACAUAGAAGGCUGACUGUUGGGGGCACAAUGCACCAGGUUUGACCUGAUUACUGCACAGAAAAUGACAGUUCUUGUUGUUGGAGUGCCUCCAUGGAUACAAAUUUAAUUAAUCACGGAAAGCAAAGUAAGCUAGCAUAUAUCAAUAAGUACAUUUACCAUUAAUAACAUUAAUCCAAUCAUCAAUAACCAACAACACAUUAAUUAGAGUUACAUUUUAAGUGUUGGCUGUAGAAUCUUUGAACAGCAGGCAAUGGUCAUCAAGGAGUAUACUAGUUAUUAUUAGUUCUACUACUCCUACUGUCACAGCUGCUAGUACAGGUGCUAUUGUCACCACUAAUGCUAACACAACCAUACUGCUACAAACCAGAACAUGCCUCUCUGGGCUGUGGUAAGCUAAUGUGUAUGGCGUCAUUCAGAGAUUUUUGUGUGACUAUGUAGCACCUGAGUGUUAUUAGUUUUAUUCAUUUAAGAUGUCACUUAAGAAUAUACAGGCAUUUUUAGUUGCUGUCAGAGUGAGUGUAAUUACACCCGCCAGUAGGGGGCAGAGAAAAACAAUCUGUGGUGAAUUGCUGCCAGCCUAGAAGAAGGAGGAUACGUUUUCUUUUUUCUCUUCUUGGAGUUGUGAGUGAGCGCCCAGAGAGAGAGUGUGUGUGUGCCCGACCGAGUUUCGACAGUUUGCUAUAUGUUGCCAUUAGUGCCUGCUGGAGAAGAAUAAAAGUGAACGUUUUCUCUACACCAAUACCGUCGCAGCCUGAGUGGUGUAACAAUUUGGAGGUUCCACCGAGAUAACGACGAAUGUUACUUCACAGCAGAGGACUUUUUCAACUCCGGGAAAAAACAGUAACGUCGGACAGGUGUGAGAGUAGCGCCAACUGCGUGAGCUAACGUUAGCUACAGUUGAAGUUUAGCUAGUACGACAUCGUCUUGUUUUGUUGUUUUUCCAAGUGUCGACGAUUCAGCAACGUGAUAAGCAAAAUGUCGGAGCACCGAGAAGAGUUCCUUUUGGAAAUAGAGGCUAAACUGUUUGGACUGACUGUGAAAGAGCUGCACCGAGUGUGUGAGUACUGUAAAAUUGCGGGAAAAGACUCGGAGGACAUUAAGAAUAAAACUCGCCGCGCACUCGUUAAGCACAUUGUAAAGUUUUGUGAACGUGAAGAGUUUCUGGAGAGGGAAGACGAAGGCAUGUCUGUGCUUUUGGAGCUAAACGACACACUCGAGGCCCUGCGGGAGCACCCAGCGGAGACCGACGACGCGGGAGCGGCGCCACUCUUCUCUUCACCUGCGGCCGAGGAGGCGGAGGAGGAGACGGUUCGUUCGGCUCAGCCUGUGUCGGGGCGACAACACGGAGACUGCACACGGGUUCUGCCACCACCAGCGACACCGGUGACCCGCGAGGUGACGCAGGACGAGGGGGCUCAAAACAGAGGCAGAAACUCCAUCAGCAACAACUGCUGGCCUUCAAAUGGAUUUAGAAAAGACUUCAGGAUAAAUGGACAUGUUGCUAAACUGAAUGCGACCGGACAUCGCUGGGUGUCUGAGCUUGCCGACUUCAACAUCACACUGAAGUACCGUCCAGGAAAAAUAAAUACGGACGCAGAUUUCCUGUCCUGCACACCUGUAAGUAUGGACUCAUACAUGAGCGAGUGUACAGAGCAGUGCUCUCCUGAAGUGUUAAGUGCGAUAUUCGGCUCAGUCGAAACACAAAAACAACAUGAAAUGGACUGGAUUUCAGCCAUUACCUGCAGCCCACAUGUUCAGGACUUCGCUGCAGACAACCAGCCAGACAUAAAAGUAACACAGCAAGAGUUACUACAAGCACAGUCUCAAGAUCCUGUUAUAUCCCAUGUACUCCAACUGAAAGCAUCUGGAGUAAAGCCAGACAGAAGGAUCAUGGGUAUGGAAACAAAUAAAACCAAGCAACUCUUACAUGAAUGGAAAAGACUGUAUGUUUCUGAAGAGGGUCUGUUGAAGCGUAAAACAGCAACUUGUACUCAAAUUGUGCUUCCAGAAAAGUACAAAGCAGUUGUGUAUAAGUACCUUCAUUGUGAAAUGGGACACCUUGGGGGUUGAACGUGUAGUACACCUGGCUAGACAGAGGUUUUAUUGGCCUGGUAUGCAAAAAGACAUUGAGUUUUUUAUCACCCAAGUUUGUAAAUGCAACAUUCAGAAAAAACCUACUGUACAUACCAGGGCCCCUAUGUGUCAUGUACCUACAACAGCACCGUUUGAAAUUGUCUCUAUAGACUAUCUUCACCUUGAAAAAAGCAGGGGAGGGUAUGAGUAUAUUUUAGUGAUUAUCGACAACUUCACUAAGUUUGCCCAAGCCUACCCAACCCGUAACAAAUCAGGCAAAACAGCAGCAGAAAAAAUCUUUAAUGAUUUUUCUCUCAAAUUCGGCUUCCCUGCUAAAAUACAUCAUGAUCAAGGUAAAGAAUUUGAGAACCAGUUAUUCAGACGACUGCAGAAAUACACUGGAAUGAACAACUCGAAGACGACUCCUUAUCAUCCACAAGGGAACCCAGCUGAAAGAUUUAAUCGCACCUUGUUAUCAAUGCUGCGGACUUUGGAUGAGGAGAAAAAGGGAAACUGGAGUGACUAUGUGAGUAAAGUUGCACAUGCUUACAACUGCACAACCAGUGAGGCAACAGGAUAUUCUCCUUUCUAUUUGCUUUUUGGUAGAAAUCCCCGUUUGCCAAUUGAUCUGAUCUUUGGAAUAAAUGGGGAGAAAGGAUGUAAUUCACACCAGGAAUAUGCUCAAAAAUGGCAGCAGCAAAUGAAAGAAGCAUAUGACAUUGUGUCCAAAACCAUCAAAAAGACUACAGCAAGAGGAAAAAUGUAUUAUGACCAAAAGAGACAAAGUUCAGUACUUUCCCCAGGUGACAGGGUCCUUGUUCGGAACAUGUCAGAGCGCGGGGGACCAGGAAAAUUGCGCUCAUACUGGGAGGACCAAAUACACAUUGUGGUUUCACAAAAGGGGAAAGACAGCCCAGUCUAUGAGGUGAAACCUGAACGUGGCACAGGGAGGGGCAGAAUUCUCCAUCGCAACAUGUUGAUGCCAUGUAACGCGUUGCCACUUAAAGAACCAGCUCAAAGCUUGAUUGGGGGACAAAAGCCUCAGAUUCAACAAAGAAAGAGACUAAAGGAGAAUAAAUCAAGUAAAACAUUGGAGGAUUCAGAGAGCUCUGAUGUAGAGGAAUGCUAUUGGGCUUGUAGACUGAGGCACCAUUCACUACCAGCCUGAAGAGCAAAAUGUUGCACCUCCCAUUACUCC
Molecule: messenger RNA, 4144 nt
Organism: Lates calcarifer (barramundi perch)
Lineage: Eukaryota; Metazoa; Chordata; Actinopteri; Centropomidae
Exons: 2
Coding region: 1849-2943 (364 amino acids)
Source: RefSeq, a predicted model, not a curated record